CAUAAUUCAAGGCGUUUACUGGCUUGUGGAGUUGAUCCUUUCCAUUUUGCAAUAAAGAAUCACAAACCAAAGUGACUCGUAUUGUCGUUCAUUCAGCUUUGACCUUGUUGUCAUGUUGCCAAUCAGGGUUUCCACGGCCAUUGUGCUGUUUGGUUGCACCGUCUGCUUUCUGCAUGAAGGUGAUAGUGCCAACAUUGGGAAAUCAGUGAAUGAGGAUAAAUCAUUGGCAAAGUUCCUGGCCGAGGCUGCCCAGGAAGAAGUGAAUGACUACAACUACGACCCAGGUGCUUUGGACUAUGAUGAUCCCACCAGUGAUCCGUUGGCAGGUGGUGGAGAUAUUCCAUAUCCAGGUCAGGAUGUCGAUCCGUUUGCACCAACAGCGACAACGGAGAAUCCGAGUCAUCUAGAACCGACCACUUCCAGCGAUGUUCACGACCACGCACAUACAGAUAUAUUGUUUCCACCUGAUGACCCUGUUGGCGAUGAUGACACGUACCCUGAUCCCUUUCCUCAUGAACCACACACUGGCGAGCCAGAUUGCCUUCGAGAACUCUUCAUUCAGGCUGGAAUUCGACCCGCACACAUAUCGCACUACAUCCAGGCCUUCAGAAAUAACAAACUGGACGCUGAUGAACUUUACAACAUGGACUUCUUGCAUCUGGUUCAUCUAUUGGAAACGCCAAAUUAUGGCAUGACAGACGCCCAAGACCUGUACAGCCUUCACGAGUGCACCACAGGCUACGGUGCCUGUGUGCAGGAUCCGCACUGCAAGAAUGGCGGACGAUGCGAGCACGUCGACAUCAUCCAUCGACAUGUGUGCAAGUGCCCGGAGACGUUCCAGGGUGAGCAGUGCGAGGACCCGGUGAAGGAUCGCCUCGCGGAGCUCGAAGAGAACGUGUUGCUUGCGAUAGAUCAGCGACCAAAGCCUACCACGUCCUACACAAGAUGGGGGAAGGAAACUUGCAAUGAGACAGCAGGUGCAACGCUUGCCUUCGCUGGGUCUAUUGGCGGUGCGCUCUCUACCCAUACGGGCAGCGGUUCAAACUACCAUUGCCUCCCGGAAGAUCCUGCAUACCUGGAGUUUGAGCCCGGCAUUCAAAACUAUGGACUUAUCUACAGUGCUGAACUCACCGUUACUGCCUACGCCCCGAUAUUUGCCGGCCUAGCGAACGCCAACCCCAGAUGCGCUGUAUGCCAAACGAAUGGUCGCACGUCAACAAUCACAGUAUCGGGUCGUAACGUUUGUCCGGACGAAUGGACGCUGGAAUACCAUGGCUAUUUGAUGAGCUCAGCAAAGCACGAGUACAGGACAGAGCUUGUCUGCGUCGACCAAUCACCUGAUGUAGUUCCUGGUACCAGUGCAGCCACACCAAGCUCCAAGAUGUACCCAGUAGAAGCGGUAUGCGGCGGAAUUCGCUGUGGUCCUUUCGACAAGACACAGGAAUUAACCUGUGCGGUGUGCUCGCGAUAAUUGCAACAAGUAUUCCCUUCGACUAAUGAACUGAUAGACUAGCACUGGGUUCUUUCGUGGUAUCUCAUCUUUUGCUGCUGCUUCGCUUUUUCAAGAGUCACCACCGAAUAUGUUACAAUUUCUUGUACAUGUGAGACCUGGUAGACAUCACGUUGAAGUAUUGAACUAUUGCUAGUUCUCAUUGACUUUCUUUCUGCAUAUUUUACUUUAAAACACUAGCUAUGUAUGUGUGUUAAUUUGGUCAUCAUCUUACUUUAGAAUUUUGAUAUGGUGUAACUGUAUUUGUAAAACAUUAAUAACGACUACUUUAAUUACACUCUUUGAAGUGCAUAAAGCACAAUGUCGCAGGCUCACUGCAUUACCGGUGAUCCAGAAUCACA
This is a messenger RNA of Sycon ciliatum, 1851 nucleotides long. RefSeq lists its product as uncharacterized. The record is from RefSeq and is a predicted model, not a curated record. Bases 113 to 1471 code for a protein of 452 amino acids. The transcript has a single exon. NCBI's taxonomy places the organism in Eukaryota, Metazoa, Porifera, Calcarea, Leucosolenida, Sycettidae.